Molecule: messenger RNA, 246 nt
Organism: Cetraspora pellucida
Lineage: Eukaryota; Fungi; Glomeromycota; Glomeromycetes; Diversisporales; Gigasporaceae
Source: the annotation of a GenBank genome assembly
AUGAAUAAAAUUAAAAACUGUAAAGAAAGCUCUAGUACUAAUAUAAAAAAGAGAAUAACUUUAACUGGUGCACAAAAAAAGAAAUUAUAUGAAAAAAAAUACAAUAAUCCUAAUUUAAAAGGUGUCAAAUUAGCUAAGGAAUAUGGAAUAAGUCUCAAAGAUGAUUCCACUUUAAUUCAAGCUAAACAUCAAAGAAAACCUGAUUAUCCUGAUCUUGAAGAAGUGAUGUCUAUUUGGGCUGAGUAG